AUAUGCUUGCUUAUUCAGUUGAGUGACAGUUGUCUCUGUGUGUGUGAGAGAGAGAGAGAGAGAGAGAGAGAGAGAGAGAGAGAGAGAGUUUUAUGGGAUUAAUCCUCUUUGUAAUGGUUCUUGCUCAAAUGAGUAUUCCAGCCACAGUUUGCCGGCAGCUUGCAUAUAUAUAUAUAUAGCACUGGUGCUUCUGCAAUUCUGAGAUGCUCAUUUGAGCAAGCAGCGUUACAAGAGGAAUAUUUUUGCAGUAUGAUCAUCAAAGUAAAACUGCCGUUUCAGCACCAAAAGGAGGUCUUGAUUGCUAGCUAGUUCAUCAAUCUUAAUUAUAUACAUUUUGAUCUCUCGAUACGUGGCCUCCGGACACAAAAAUCCAGAGUGGAUUUCAUUCCAAUCAAAUUAUCUAAUUGCGGGCGGUGUUUUAAAAGUAGGCUCAAAAAGGUAAAAGCUCUCUCAAGACAUGUACACUUAACCCUCGGCAGCAAGAAACCGUACUCUCCCAAGUCCCAACUCCAACGCAAAGAAUCCAAAAGUGACUUCUUCAAAACCGGCACACCAGAAGCACCCUUGCAUCAAUAUGCACAACAGCACUCCAAAACACAUCACUACUCUUACUCAUGGGAAAUUUUGUUCUCAAUUUUACGUCGUCUCGAAGAUGCAUUUUGCUCCUCCUCGUCUCAAUCUUCGUUCAAGGAGGGGAAGGAUCUAUAGGAGUGAACUAUGGCACGAUGGCGAAUGACCUUCCUCCGCCGGCCAAAGUCGCCCACUUCCUUCUGGAAUCCACCAUUAUCAACCGUGUUAGGCUCUUUGACACCAACCCCGACAUACUCCGAGCCUUUGCUCACACCGGCAUCGCUGUCACAAUUACUAUCCCAAAUGACCAAAUCCCCCACCUCACCAAGAUACGCUCCGCCCAACAGUGGCUUAAAACCAACGUCCAGCCUCAUAUCCCAGCCACCAACAUUGUCCGAAUUUUAGUAGGCAACGAAGUAUUAUCCACCACAAACAAGUUGUUCAUUACUGGCCUUGUCCCUGCCAUGCAAGCCCUCCACAAUGCCCUAGUAGAUGCGUCAUGGGACCGCCAAAUUAAGGUCUCCACCCCACACUCUCUAGGCAUUCUCUCCAGCUCAACCCCACCUUCCUCCGGCAAAUUUAGACAAGGCUACGACAUCCAUGUCCUUAAACCUUUACUCACUUUCUUGCAAUCCACCAAUUCUCCUUUCAUGGUGAACCCGUAUCCGUAUUUCGGAUACUCCCCCGAAACGCUUGAUUACGCGCUUUUCCGGCCAAAUCCCGGUGUGCUUGACGGGAAUACUAAAAUGCUAUACACCAACAUGUUGGAUGCACAAUUAGAUGCUGUUUUUUCAGCCAUGAAACUUGUGGGCUUUGAGGACCUUGAGAUUGUUAUUGCCGAAACGGGUUGGCCCUCUCAGGGUGAUCCAGCCCAAGUUGGGGUUGACGCACAGAGUGCCGAGGAUUACAAUCGAAAUCUCAUUCAACACGUGACAUCAGGUUAUGGCACCCCGUUAAUGCCAAACCGAACUUUUGAGACCUUCGUAUUUUCCUUGUUCAAUGAAAAUCUCAAGCCCGGCCCAACACCCGAGAGGAAUUUCGGUCUUUUUCGGCCCGACUUGACGCCGACCUACAACAUCGGAGUCCUUCGGCACACGGCUAGUUCGACUACACCUAAGAACUCAGGCCCAGGCCCAGUCCCAGUGUUGGCACCAAGCCCUCCGCGAUCACACGGCGGGAAAUUGUGGUGCUUGCCCAAGAAAGGGGCCGACCCGGAGGCGCUGCAGAAGAAUAUUGAUUAUGUUUGUGGGCUGGGAUUGAAUUGUGGGCCAAUCAAACAAGGUGGGCCGUGCUUUAUGCCCAACACAGUUAGAGCCCAUGCAGCGUAUGCCAUGAAUGUCUACUUUCAAGCAAUGGGAAGGAAGGAUUCUGAUUGUGGUUUUGAACAGACUGGCGCCGUCACUGCCGUCGAUCCAAGCUAUGGAAAGUGCAAGUAUUGAUGAUGAAGAAUGUUGCAAUGGAGGAGAAGACCCAUAGAUUAUAAACUGUUACCAAUCCUUUCUUUUUGGACAUAAAAAGAUAUUAGCGAUUGGUGUUUUGUAUGGACAUGUAGUAUAAAUAAGAUAAGUAUUUAGACAAAAAAAAAAAAAAAAAAUCGUGAUUUCCUAAUGUAGCAUCUACAAUGUGUAAUAUUAAGGGAAUUAUACGAAUGCUAUCUGAAUUUU
Pyrus x bretschneideri (Chinese white pear) is the source of this 2234-nucleotide messenger RNA. Its product is annotated as glucan endo-1,3-beta-glucosidase. Gene Ontology annotation, molecular function: hydrolase activity, hydrolyzing O-glycosyl compounds. Gene Ontology annotation, cellular component: plasma membrane. The record is from RefSeq and is a predicted model, not a curated record. Lineage: Eukaryota; Viridiplantae; Streptophyta; Magnoliopsida; Rosales; Rosaceae. Gene Ontology annotation, biological process: carbohydrate metabolic process.